UGGGCUUUUUAAAUAUUGUUUAGAAAAAGAAGUUCCUCAUUUAAAUACUUAAAAAAGGAUGGCAUUUAUAGACGCAAAGCCUUGAACACAUCUGCGAUCUGGAAUCAUCGAUCCCACAGGAACAAGCAAAAUGUGCUACUGUAGUAUACGUUGCUGUUUCUUUUGCAGUCUAAUAUUAUUCUCUUUCGUUUACUAUUAUAACGAUGUGAUGGUGGACUAUCUGAUCUUUGAGGAGCACCACCUUGUGGACAGAUACUUUGUGAACACCAAGGGCUGUCGCAUGCUGACCAUGGUUCCCAAUGAACGUGAUGUGUUGUUCCUGUGGCGAGGCCUUCGAAAGGACUUUUGUUCCAGCGAACUGGACCUGACGUCCUUUAGCAAUUGUGGUUAUAACUACCUGAGAACCGAGGUAGACAUGGAUUUUUUGAAGGCAAGAUUCGGCAUCGAGAGUUUGGAGAUCUUCAAGUGCCAAUAUCAUGCUUUGGAGCGAAACACCGAUUAUGACAAUCGGUAUUUGUACAGUCGGGAAUUCCCGCUUCUUACAGAUGGUAAUAAUACCAUUGAGCCGCCCGCGGACAUUAUAAGGGCCGAGUGUUCUAUCAACGGCUCGAGAAUUUAUAAUGGAGUUCACUUUUAUGUCCAUCCUGCAGAUGAUUGGCUGCGGAAUACCCGGGGACUUCCUCCUCUGAAGUUGGCUUCCCAUGUUGGUAGCUUGUCAGUUUUGAUUGUGGGUCUGGACUCCAUCUCUCAAAUGCAUUUUUCCAGAAGUAUGGCUCGCACGGCCAACUUUCUACUAUCCCUUCCGCAUGUGGAACUGAAGGGAUUCAAUCGGCUGGGAAAUGACACCUUCGACAGUCUGAUGCCCUUGUUAAGUGGAUUGAGUGGCCAGCAGAUGAAGAACCUUUCUGCGGAUCUCAGUAGUCUGGAUAGUUGUCCAUUUAUAUGGAAGUUUUUCCAGCAGGCUGGCUAUGAAACUGCUCUUGGGGAGGACAAUAUAGACAGGAGUAUGUUUGCCAAGGGAUUCGAGGACAAGCCAACGGACUUCUAUCUCCGACCCGCUCUGCUCGAGAUGUGGCAUAAGACCAGGAUAGAUGGCUUGUUCAACACUCACUGCAAUGAGAAGAAUAACUAUGCCAAGGAGCUCAGGGAGUUCCUAUUAAAGAUGAUUCCGCAUCACAAAACCCACAGGUUCUUCACCUUUCUGUGGUGGACACAGGGCAUUGAUCACCUGUUCAACUAUGGUAGGAAGUUUGAUCAACCGUUUUUGAAAAUGUUCAAGGCCAUGGCCCAGAGCGGGGUGCUCAAGAAGACCCUCCUUUUAGUGGUCUCCAAUCAUGGCUUGAAGAAGGGUCGAUUCCACGACACUGUUCAGGGUAAGGUGGAGGAGAAUCAGCCGCUGGCCAUGUUGUGCUACCCCAGGUGGCUGGAGCAACGAUAUCCUCAGGCCAUUCGCAAUUUGAAGAUCAACCAUCAUCGUCUGGUCACUGCCUUUGAUCUGCAUGCCACUCUGCUGGAUAUGCCGAAUCUCACGGCUCUGGAGGAUGAGCAACUGCAGCAGCGCAGCGCAGAUUUAUGGGCAUUGGGGGAGAAUCUUCCAAGGGGAAUCAGCCUUUUCCUGCCCAUACCAGACCAUCGGGACUGCUCGUUGGCGGAAAUACCCCGACAAUAUUGUCAGUGUCAGCAGCAUGGAAAUGUUUCGACCUCAGAUGGAUACGUUCUACGGGCUGCCCGUCUGAUUAUCCGGAAUCUGAAUAAGAUCCUGCUCACACAUAGUCCUCCCUGCCAGACUCUAUAUCUGGAUAGGGUCCUCAAGGCUGACAAGUGGCGACGUCUGGCGGAUGAGCACCAGUCGGAAUUCAGGGUUAGAUUGCUGACCACUCCAGGUGGGGGCCAGUUCGAAGGGGUCGUGAGGUUUACAGGCUAUAGGCUGGCCAUAGAUGGGCCUAUUAGGCGGGUUAAUGAGUAUGCUAAUGAUUCGUACUGUAUUCAGAACUAUCUGAUUGAAAUGUACUGUUUUUGCUCUUGAAAUACUUAUGAAAAUGAUGUUUGUAACGUAAUUAAAGUGUGUAGCCUGUCAAUUUUA
Molecule: messenger RNA, 2083 nt
Organism: Drosophila biarmipes
Lineage: Eukaryota; Metazoa; Arthropoda; Insecta; Diptera; Drosophilidae
Exons: 2
Coding region: 131-2026 (631 amino acids)
Source: RefSeq, a predicted model, not a curated record